This is a messenger RNA of Xenia sp. Carnegie-2017, 2499 nucleotides long. RefSeq names its product zinc transporter ZIP10-like. Gene Ontology annotation, molecular function: zinc ion transmembrane transporter activity. Gene Ontology annotation, biological process: zinc ion import across plasma membrane; intracellular zinc ion homeostasis. Gene Ontology annotation, cellular component: membrane. NCBI's taxonomy places the organism in Eukaryota, Metazoa, Cnidaria, Anthozoa, Malacalcyonacea, Xeniidae. The record is from RefSeq and is a predicted model, not a curated record.
AUGGAUCUCUUCAGAUUUGUAGUGUUUAUCGUAAUUGCGCUUUGCCACGUUGCCGUCAGUUCCUCUUCGGGUGAUCUUGAACAUGCGGGUGACCAUGAUGCGUUUCACAGUAUACUGGAACAACUUGGAUUGGAACAUAACGAAAAUUUAACACUUCACCACGUAAAUGACAUUCUCACACGACUUAGUCUAAAUAACUGCUCAAAUCAUACCCAACAUAAGUCAUCGCCUUGUAAGCAAUGCGUCACUGGAGAAUCGCUGUUUAAGAUUUUCAACAUCUCAACAAAUGGAAGUGUUAGUGAAGGAGAUUUCAAAAAGUUUGCUCCAAUUAUUGUAUACGCACUUUUACCUUAUAAUCAUUCAGACGAACAUAAGCAUAAUGAUGAGGGAGACGAUCAUAUGGAUGAGCAUGAUGGGAGAAUGAUCACAAGAAAUGUCAGUCUCUAUGAUGAGCUGAAGGAGAAGUACAAAACAAGCUCUUUGUGUGAACAGAUACUUGAUCAAUUUCUUAAAGAUAUUAAUACUACGUUUCAUGGGAAGAUGUCACAUGAUCACGAUCAUCACGAUAAUCACGAUCAUCGUCGCCGUAGAUCUAUUAGUAGUCCAGAUAGUCGUCAAACUAAGCAACAGCGGUACCGCAGAGAUGCACAUGGACAUGGUCACAGCCAUUCCGAGUGUUUUUCUACUAAAGAUAUCUACCGUCAGCUUGGGAACAUUUCAACAAACUUAAGCGUCAACAAAUCUCAUCUCCCUGAAGUCAGCGUCAUCAUUAUAAGUCGUUUGAUGAAUGAUUCGUGCAUCCGUAUUCAUCACGAGACUCCUUUACCGUGCUCCUCGCACUUUGCUCAAGAUUUGUUUCAAAGAUAUGCCGUAAAUAACACAGUUAUUAGUGAAGCCAAGUUCAAACAACUAUUGGGACAUUUAAAGAUUGGUGAAAAACCUGGGCACGAUGAUCAUAAACACGACUCUCACAGUGACGAUCAUGGUCACAAUCAUCGUCGCCGUAGAUCCAUUAGUGAUUCAUUCAAUUCUCAAGAAUCCCAAUCCAAUCCACUACGACGAUAUCGUAGAGACACCCAUACUGAUCAUCACCAUAUGCACGAGUCUUCGCGCUACAAAAAGAAAGGCUUUACUUUUGAGAACUUUCAGAAGCUAACUCCAGCCUUGGUACAACAAAUUGCAUCAAACAGUUGUGCUGCUGACAGCCAUACGGAAAAAUCCGACAAAGCAUCCGAUAGUGAAAAAUGGGGUUAUGGCUUUUUGGCUGUGGCUAUUGUAAGCUUGUGCUCAGUCUUUGGAGUCGCUAUCAUUCCUGUGAUGGACAAAGUGUUUUAUCAUAAAAUUGUUUUGUUUUUGAUUGCUCUGGCUGUUGGUACAUUAGUUGGUGAUGCAAUGCUCCAUCUUUUCCCUCAUGCAUUGGGAUUGGACAAACAUGAUGAUCAUGGUGGUCAUAGUGAUCAUGGUGGACAUGACGAUCAUGGUCACGGCUCUGAAUCGUCAGACGACAAAGAAUAUUUAUGGAAGUUUCUUGUUACAUGUGUGGCUAUUUACGCAUUUUUCGUUUUCGAAAUGGUGAUUCAACAUUUUUUCCGCAAGGAUUGUGGACACUCUGUUGGGCCCGCCCAUAACCAUCAACACAAUGACACAGAACUUGGUUCUCCACCGAGUUAUAAUGAUAUUGGAAUGAAAAAUAUUGGUUACAACCACGACUCAAAAGACGGGCUUUCCAAUGGAAAGACUCAUCUUCCAGACAAGCCUGGCGAUAAGGAAGGAAAGACGUCGAUUGCAACAGUUGCAUGGAAUAUUUUAAUUGGGGAUACAAUUCAUAACAUUGCCGAUGGUAUAGCCAUUGGAGUGGCUUUUACCAAGGUGUCUGUUGGAAUCAGUACAUCUAUUGCUGUAUUUUGUCAUGAACUACCUCAUGAGCUAGGUGAUUUUGCAGUGUUGCUCAAUGCUGGUAUGAGUGUAAAAAUGGCACUUUUGGCAAAUUUCCUCUCCGCUUGCUCUUGCUUUCUUGGUUUGGUGAUCGGAGUUGCGAUUUCUGAUGGCGGAGAUGCCAAUAAGUGGAUCUUUGCUGUUACUGCAGGAAUCUUUAUUUAUGUUGCCCUGACAGAUAUGGUGCCGGAAUUGAUCCACAAUCCUAAUUUCAACGCACUCCCAAAGAUGAUACGUAUCAUUCUCCAAAAUCUUGGAAUGUUGUUGGGUUUUGUUCUUAUGAUGUUACUUGCUUAUUAUGAAGAAGACAUUAAUGUUUAAUAAACACUUCAAACUUGUUCAUCGUUACUUUUGUAACUGUCUCUUUUUAAUUUUAUUGUAUUGACAAACUUAUACAACGACUUACUAUGUAACGAUUGGAUACUGCAAUAGUACGUGAUCUAUAUUUGUAAGUUUUUCCAUAUUUAGAUAAUUUAUAAUCACUAUAUUUUUUAUUUAUCUUUUAACUUAUAACUUCUAAUAACUUUAGUGUUUCCUGCAAUAAAAUAAUUUAUAAAUUACCUA